Paramormyrops kingsleyae is the source of this 14286-nucleotide messenger RNA. Lineage: Eukaryota; Metazoa; Chordata; Actinopteri; Osteoglossiformes; Mormyridae. The record is from RefSeq and is a predicted model, not a curated record.
AUCUUUCUUCCCCUCUCUCUCUCCGCUCAAUCUGUAACCACCAGCAACGGAGGCGGUGGGGGCACUGGACAAAAAAGCUUUUUAUUUUAUUUUUUAAUUUUUUGUUUUACCACGCACAGUUGCGCCAGCUGUCACAGGCGUGCGCGCAAAUGUAAAUAAGACGUUUUACGUGUCCCAGACUUUUGGUUUGGUUACGUAUUUGACAAACCCAAUUAUUCCUGUCCCGUUUUUCCAUUUUUAAAAUCAAUUCUCUAUGUAGCUUGUAAGUUAGCCGAUGAUCAGUAAAGGUCGCUACAUGGUCGCCUCGCAUCAGAACAGCCCGUAGCCUCGUAGGGGCUGGAGAAGCCUUUUCUUUCCUUCCUUUUCUGUCUCUUUCUCCAUGAGAAGGCAUCUUUAUCACUACGUGCAGCCGUGCAUUUGCAGAUCGCAUUGAAUGCGUGUUGGAGGGCGCACAGGGAAAACACUGGGGUACAGCACCCAGGCAGCCAGCUAGCUGCCGCUCCACGAGCUCACAAGGGCGGCUUGGAGUUUAAUUCUUUUCAGGAUUUCUGUUAUUCCUUUUUGUCCUUCUCCCUUUUACACAUUCAUAAUGUUAUCGUAUGCGGUCAGCAUGUUGGUGACGGCGCUGCUUUUCCUGGGAUUUUCGCGCAGUUUGGAGGUGAUUGCUCCCACCAGAGCAAUUGAUGCUCCGAAGACCUGCAGCCCCAAGCAGUUUGUGUGUAAGGACCAGGUGACCUGCAUCUCCAAAGGAUGGCGCUGUGACGGCGAGAAGGACUGUCCCGACGGCUCCGACGAGGCCCUGGACAUCUGUCCUCAUAGCCGUGUGUCACGGUGCCCCCCCAAUGAGUACCAGUGCCUGGGCACUGAGACCUGCAUCCACAUGAGCAAGCUGUGCAACGGCGCCCCCGACUGCACCGACGGCUGGGACGAGGGCCCCCACUGCAGAGAGUUCGCGUCGAACUGCACCCAGCACGGCUGUCAGGGCAACUGUUCAGUGACGCCCGCCGGACCCAUGUGCUACUGCAGGAGCGCCUUCGAGGUCGGCCCCGAUGGGAAGUCCUGCAAAGACUUCGACGAGUGUGCAGUGUACGGCAUCUGCAGCCAGACGUGCACCAACACCCCCGGCUCGUACAGCUGCAGCUGCGUGGAGGGUUACCUGCUGCAGCCAGAUAACCGCUCCUGCAAAGCCAAGAACGAUCCGGUGGACCGCCCCCCGGUGCUGCUCAUCGCCAACUCCCAGAACAUCCAGGCCACGUCCCUGAGUGGCUCCCCCCUGCACAGCCUGCUGUCUACCAGCACCAAGCAGACCAGCGCCAUGGACUUCAGCUACGCCGAGGAGACGGUCUGCUGGAUUCACGUGGGCGACUCUGCCUUUGGCACUCAGCUCAAAUGCGCCCGCAUCCCCAAUCUGAAGGGCUUCGUUGAGGAAAGGACCAUCAACAUCUCCCUGAGCCUGCACCACGUGGAGCAGAUGGCCAUCGAUUGGCUGACGGGGAACUUCUACUUCGUGGACGACGUUGACGACCGCAUCUUCGUCUGCGACAAGGACGGCGCCACCUGCGUCACGCUGCUGGACCUGGAACUCUAUAACCCUAAGGGCAUUGCCCUGGACCCCACCAUGGGCAAGGUGUUCUUCACUGACUACGGGCAAAUCCCCAAAGUGGAGCGCUGUGACAUGGACGGGCAGAACCGCACCAAGCUGGUGGACAGCAAGAUCGUGUUCCCACAUGGCAUCACGCUGGACCUGGUCAGCCGACUGGUGUACUGGGCUGACGCCUACCUGGACUACAUUGAGGUGGUGGAUUACGAGGGCAAGAACCGGCACACGAUCAUCCAGGGCCUACUGAUUGAACACCUGUACAGCUUGACCGUGUUCGAGAACUACCUGUACGCCACCAACUCAGAUAAUGGCAACGUGCAGCCCAAGACCAGCGUGAUCAGGGUGAACCGCUUCAACAGCUCCGACUACCAGGUGGUCACCCGCGUGGACAAGGGCGGGGCCCUGCAUGUGUACCACCAGAGACGGCAGCCCCCAGUGCGGAGCCACGCGUGUGAACCGGACCAGUUUGGGAAGGCGGGCGGUUGUUCAGACAUCUGCCUGCUAGGAAACAGCCACAAGAGUCGGACCUGCCGCUGCCGCUCCGGAUUCAGCCUGGGAAGCGAUGGCAAAUCCUGCAAGAAACCAGAGCACGAGCUCUUCCUGGUGUACGGAAAGGGCCGGCCGGGCAUCAUCCGUGGCAUGGACCUGAACGCCAAAGUACCAGACGAGUACAUGAUCCCCAUCGAGAACCUGAUGAACCCCCGUGCCCUCGACUUCCACGCCGAGAGCGAGUUCAUCUACUUCGCCGAUGCCAACAGCUACCUCAUUGGCCGGCAGAAGAUUGACGGCACAGAGAGGGACACCAUCCUGAAAGAAGGGGUCCACACUGUGGAGGGUAUCGCUGUGGACUGGAUGGCGGACAACCUGUACUGGACGGAUGAUGGACCAAAGAAGACUAUCAGCGUGGCUCGUCUGGAGAAGGCCUCGCAGACACGCAAGACCCUCAUUGAGGGGAAGAUGACCCAUCCCAGAGCCAUCGUGGUGGACCCCCACAACGGGUGGAUGUACUGGACGGACUGGGAGGAGGACCCCAAGGACAGCAAGCGGGGCAAGAUCGAGAGAUCCUGGAUGGACGGAACAAACCGGAACGUCUUCCUCACAUCCAAGACGGUCCUGUGGCCCAAUGGCCUGAGUCUGGACAUCCCUCAGGGCAUCCUGUACUGGGUGGAUGCUUACUAUGACCGCAUCGAGAUGGUGUACCUCAACAAUUCAGAGCGCAAGACCGUGUAUGAGGGCCAAGAGUUGAACCAUGCCUUCGGCCUGUGCCACUACAAACACUUCCUGUUCUGGAACGAGUACCGCAGCGGGAGCAUCUACAAGUUAGACCAGCAGACCAAGACUGUCACCCUGCUCCGCAACGAGCGGCCCCCCAUCUUCGAGAUCCGCACCUAUGACGCCCAGCAGCAACAGGGCAGCAAUACCUGCCGCGUUAACAACGGGGGCUGCAGCAGUCUAUGCCUGGCCAUACCGGGGGGUCGCAGCUGUGCAUGUGCGGAAGACCAGCUUCUGGACGCUGACAACGUCAGCUGCAAGGCAAACCCCUCCUACAUCCCCCCACCUCAGUGUCAGCCCGGCGAAUUUGCCUGCAAGAACAACCGCUGCAUUCAGGAGCGCUGGAAAUGCGACGGGGAUAACGACUGCCUGGACAACAGUGAUGAGGCGUCCGAGCUCUGCUACCAGCACACCUGCCCCACCGAUCGCUUCAAGUGCCAGAACAACCGUUGCAUCCCGUUGCGCUGGCUGUGCGAUGGCGAUAACGAUUGCGGCAACGACGAGGACGAGUCCAACACCACCUGCUCAGCGCGGACCUGCCCCCCCAAUCAGUUCUCCUGUGCGAGCGGCCGCUGCAUCCCCAACUCCUGGACCUGCGACCUCGACGACGACUGCGGCGAUCGCUCAGAUGAGCCAGCCUCUUGUGCAUACCCCACCUGCUUCCCUCUCACGCAGUUCACCUGCAACAACGGGCGCUGCAUCAACAUCAACUGGCGCUGUGACAAUGAUAAUGACUGCGGGGACAACAGUGACGAGGCAGGCUGCAGUCACUCCUGCUCCAGUGCGCAGUUCAAGUGCAACAGUGGUCGCUGCAUCCCCGAGUACUGGACCUGCGAUGGCGACAACGACUGCAGUGACUACAGCGACGAGACGCACGCCAACUGCACCAACCAGGCCACGCGCCCCCCCGGCGGCUGCCACGUGGACGAAUUCCAGUGCCGCAUGGACAGCCUGUGCAUCCCCAUGCGCUGGCGCUGUGACGGCGACACCGACUGCGUUGACCUGAGCGACGAGAAGAACUGCGAGGGGGUUACGCACAUGUGUGACCCCGCCGUCAAGUUCGGCUGCCGGGACUCCGCUCGCUGCAUCAGCCGGGCCUGGGUGUGCGAUGGUGACAGCGACUGCGACGACAACUCGGACGAGGUGGACUGUGAGUUGCUGGUCUGCAAGCUGUCCCACCAUGUGUGCGCCAACGACUCCAGCGUGUGCCUGCCCACCGAGAGGCUCUGUGACGGCACAGACGACUGUCCCGACGGCUCCGACGAGAAGCUCUGCGAUCUGUGCUCCCUGGACAACGGAGACUGCAGCCACAACUGCUCGGUGGCUCCCGGCGAGGGGGUCGUCUGCUCCUGCCCCCUGGGGAUGGAGCUGAGUGUCGACAACAAGACCUGCCAGGUGCAGAGCUUCUGUGCCAAGCACCUGAGAUGCAGCCAGCGUUGCGAACAGGACAAGUUCAGCGUCAAGUGCUCCUGCUAUGAGGGCUGGGCCCUAGAGGCAGACAUGGAGAGCUGCAAGAGCACCGAUCCCUUCAAGCCGUUCAUCAUCUUCUCCAACCGGCAUGAGAUCCGGCGCAUCGACCUGUACAAGGGCGAGUUCAGCGUCCUGGUCCCAGGCCUUCGCAACACGAUCGCCUUGGACUUCCACCUCAACCAGAGCGCCCUCUACUGGACCGAUGUAGUCGAGGACAAAAUCUACCGCGGCAAACUCUCGGAAAACGGAGCCCUGACUAGCCUGGAGGUGGUUAUCCAGCAUGGGCUGGCUACUCCAGAAGGUUUGGCGGUGGACUGGAUCGCUGGCAAUAUCUACUGGGUGGAGAGCAACCUGGACCAGAUCGAGGUGGCCAAACUGGACGGCACCAUGAGAACCACGUUGCUGGCUGGGGCGGUGGAGCACCCCCGCGCCAUCGCCCUAGACCCCCGCUAUGGCAUCCUGUUCUGGACGGACUGGGAUGCCAGCCUGCCGCGGAUCGAGGCAGCCUCCAUGAGCGGGGAGGGUCGACGCACCAUCCACAAGGAGACGGGCAGCGGCGGCUGGCCCAACGGGCUGACCGUAGAUUACCUGGAGCUGCGCAUCCUGUGGAUCGACGCCAGGUCCGACGCCAUCUACUCAGCCCGGUACGAUGGCUCCAGGUUGAUUGAGGUGCUGCGAGGGCAUGAGUAUCUGUCUCACCCAUUUGCGGUGACCAUGUACGGCGGAGAGGUCUACUGGACGGACUGGCGCACCAACACGCUGGCCAAGGCCAACAAGUGGACGGGCAGCAACGUGACUGUGGUGCAGAGGACCAACACGCAGCCCUUCGACCUGCAGGUGUACCACCCCUCCAGGCAGCCUCAGGCUCCAAACCCCUGUGCAGCCAACGACGGCAAAGGCCCCUGCUCUCACCUCUGCCUGAUCAACUACAACCAGACGUUCUCCUGUGCCUGCCCCCACCUCAUGAAGCUCGGGUCUGACACACACACCUGCUACGAAUCGCGGCAGUUCCUGCUGUACGCUCGUCAGAUCGAGAUCCGCGGCGUCGACUUGGACAAUCCCUAUUACAAUUACAUCAUCUCCUUCACGGUGCCGGACAUCGAUAACGUGACAGUGGUGGACUAUGACGCCCUGGAACACCGCAUCUAUUGGUCGGACGUGCGCACGCAGACCAUCAAGCGGGCCUUCAUCAAUGGCACCGGCGUGGAGACCGUGGUGUCGGCCGACCUGCCCAACGCCCACGGCUUGGCGGUGGACUGGGUUUCCCGCAACCUGUUCUGGACCAGCUAUGACGCCAACAAGAAGCAGAUCAACGUGGCCCGCCUGGACGGCUCCUUCAAGAACGCAGUCAUCCAGGGCCUGGACAAGCCGCACUGCCUGGUUGUGCACCCCGUGCUUGGGAAGCUUUACUGGACGGAUGGAGACAACAUCAGUGUGGCCAACACAGACGGCGGCAACCGCAGCCUCCUCUUCAGCAGCCAGAAGGGGCCUGUGGGUCUGUCUAUCGACUUUGACGCCGAGCAGCUGUACUGGAUCAGCUCGGGGAACGGCACCAUCAACCGCUGUAAACUGGAUGGCAGUGGACUGGAGGUCCUAGAGGGGGUCAAAGGCAAGCUGACCAAGGCCACAGCUCUGGCAAUCAUGGGUGACAAGCUGUGGUGGGCCGACCAGGGCACAGAUCGCAUCGGCACCUGCGACAAGAAGGACGGAGGCAACUGGAAGGUGCUGAGGAACACGACGUCUCCCAUGAUGCACAUGAAGAUCUACAACGAGACCGUCCAGAGGGGCACCAAUCUGUGCAGCAACAACAACGGCGACUGCUCACAGCUCUGCCUCCCCACCUCGCCGACCACGCGGGCCUGCAUGUGCACGGCCGGGUACAGCUUGCGGAGCGGCCAGCAGUCCUGCGAAGGCGUUGGGUCCUUCCUCCUGUACUCUGUCCACGAGGGCAUCCGCGGAAUCCCCCUAGAGCCCUCGGACAAGUCGGACGCACUGGUGCCCGUGUCGGGGACGUCCCUCGCCGUGGGAAUCGACUUCCACGCGGACAACGACACCAUUUACUGGGUGGACAUGGGCCUGAGCACCAUCAGCCGUGCCAAGCGGGACCAGACGUGGCGCGAGGAUGUGGUGACCAAUGGCAUUGGACGCGUGGAGGGCAUCGCUGUGGACUGGAUCGCAGGAAACAUCUACUGGACUGACCAGGGCUUCGAUGUGAUCGAGGUAGCAAGGCUGAACGGCUCCUUCCGCUACGUGGUCAUCUCCCAGGGUCUCGACAAGCCGCGUGCCAUCACCGUACACCCGGAGAAAGGGUACCUAUUUUGGACCGAGUGGGGGCAGUACCCACGGAUCGAGCGAUCCCGUCUCGACGGAACCCAGCGGGCAGUGCUGGUCAACGCCAGCAUCAGCUGGCCCAAUGGGAUCUCCAUCGACUAUCAGGAGGGCAUGCUGUACUGGUGCGACGCCAGGACCGACAAGAUCGAGCGCAUCGACCUGGAGACGGGGGAGAACCGGCAGGUGGUGCUGUCCAACAACAACAUGGACAUGUUCUCCGUCUCUGUCUUUGAGAGCUACAUCUACUGGAGCGACAGGACUCAUGCAAACGGCUCCAUAAAGAGGGGCAGCAAGGACAACUCCACUGACGCCAUACCCCUGAGGACGGGAAUCGGGGUGCAACUGAAGGACAUUAAGGUCUUCAACAGGGACCGACUGCAGGGGACAAACGUCUGCAAGGGCAACAAUGGCGGCUGCCAGCAGCUGUGCCUGUACCGCGGUAAUGGGGAGCACACGUGCGCGUGUGCCCACGGGAUGCUGGCAGAGGACGGGCGCGGUUGCCGUGACUACGAGGGCUACCUGCUCUACUCGGAGCGCACCAUCCUGAAGAGCGUGCACCUGUCGGACGAGAGCAACCUCAACGCGCCCAUCAAGCCGUUUGAGGACCCGGAGCACAUGAAGAACGUCAUCGCGCUCACCUUUGACUACCGCGGGGGCGGCGGAAAGGGCGCUAACCGCGUCUUCUUCAGCGACAUUCACUUCGGCAACAUCCAGCAGAUCAGCGACGAUGGAUCCGACCGCAGGACCGUGGUGGAGAAUGUGGGUUCUGUGGAGGGCCUGGCCUACCACAGAGCAUGGGACACGCUCUACUGGACCAGCUAUACCACCUCCACCAUCACAAGGCACACUGUGGACCAGAACCGCUGGGGUGCCUUUGACCGUGACACUGUGGUCACCAUGUCCGGAGAUGACCACCCCCGUGCUUUCGUGCUGGACGAGUGCCAGGGGCUGAUGUUCUGGACCAACUGGAAUGAGCAGUCACCGAGCAUCAUGCGAGCCACACUGGCGGGUGGUAACGUUCUGGCCAUCAUCAGCAGCCACAUCCGCACCCCCAACGGUCUGGCCAUCGACCACCGCGCGGAGAAGAUCUACUUCUCUGACGCCACCCUUGACAAGAUCGAGCGCUGCGAGGGGGGGGGUUCUUCCGCCUGCACUUUAAUCCGCUCUAAACCGGUCUUCCUGGGGCGUGGCGCCUUUCUAAGCGGCUGCCCAUCGUCUUCCAUGGGGUCUGAUUUAAAGCGGGGGCAUGUCUUUCAGGGUCUGCUAUUAAUUAUUCCGUGCUCUCCCUCCCCCACCCGCGCAGGCGAGUUUUCCCCAUGCCGCGUGAACAAUGGUGGCUGUCAGGACCUCUGCCUGCUGACCUCCGAAGGCCGGGUGAACUGCAGCUGCCGCGGCGACCGCAGACUCAUGGAAGACAACACCUGUACAGCUCUGAACACCACGUGCAACAGCAUUGACGAGUUCGAAUGUGGCAACGGCGACUGCAUCAACUACAGCCUGACUUGCGACGGCAUGGUGCACUGCAAGGACAAAUCUGACGAGAAGCAGUCCUACUGCGCCCACCGCACGUGUAAGAAGGGUUAUUGGCGCUGCCUCAACGGACGUUGCAUUGGUCAUGGAUUCUGGUGCAACGGGGUUGACGACUGCGGGGACAACUCGGACGAGGUGCCCUGCAACGCGACCCUCUGCCGCACGGCGGACGAGUUCCAGUGCCGGGAUGGAGCCUGCAUCACCAACUCCAGCCGCUGUAACCAGGUAGUGGACUGCGAGGAUGCCAGCGACGAGAUGAACUGCUCUGCCACCGACUGCUCCAGUUAUUUCCGUCUUGGGGUGAAGGGAGUGACGUUCCAGAAGUGUGAGAUGACCACCUUGUGCUACGCUGCCUCCUGGGUCUGCGAUGGCUCCAAUGACUGUGGCGAUUACUCAGACGAGAGGAACUGCCCGGACAAGCGGAAGAGCAAAUGCCCGGUGAAUUUCUUCGCCUGUCCCAGCGGCCGCUGCAUCCCCAUGAGCUGGACCUGCGACAAGGAGUAUGACUGCGAGAACGGCGCUGACGAGGCGCAGUGCGACAAGUUCUGCUCCCCAUCACAGUUUGAAUGCGCCAACCACCGGUGCAUCUCCUACACCUGGCUGUGUGACGGUACCGACGACUGUGGGGACGGCACGGACGAGGACAGACGUGGAUGCAAAAACAAGACCUGCAGCCCCGAGGCCUUCCAGUGUCCCGACUCGCACGUGUGUGUCCCACAGCGCUGGAAGUGUGACGGGGACAAGGACUGCCCCGACGGCUCCGACGAGAGCGUCAAGGCUGGUUGUGUACUCAACAACACCUGUGACGAGGCGGAGUUUCUUUGUCAGAACCGGCAGUGCAUCCCUAAACACUUUGUGUGUGACCAUGACAACGACUGUGGCGACGGCAGCGAUGAAUCCCCGGAGUGUGAGUACCCCACCUGUGGGCCCAACCAGUUCCGCUGCGCAAACGGCCGCUGCCUCAUCAACAAGAGCUGGGAGUGCGAUGGUGAAUUCGACUGCCAUGACCGGUCCGACGAGGCUCCCAACAACCCCCGCUGCAGCAGCCCAGAGAAGAAGUGCAACGACACGGCGUAUAUGUGCAAGAACGGCAACUGCGUCAACGAGACCCUGCUGUGCAACUACAACGACGACUGCGGAGACGGCUCCGACGAGCUCAACUGCUUCAUAAACGAGUGUCUGAACAGCAAACUCAGUGGCUGCUCCCAGAUGUGCGAGGACCUCAAGAUCGGGUACAAGUGCAGAUGCCAUCCUGGGUUCCAGCUAAAGGAGGACGGCAAGACCUGCAUGGACAUCGACGAGUGCCGGUCCUCCUACCCUUGCUCCCAGCGCUGCAUCAACACCUACGGCAGCUUCCACUGCCAGUGUGUGGAGGGCUUUGAGCGCCGGACCAGUGACCCCACAGCCUGCAAGUCGACCUCAGCGGAAGAACCCUUCCUGAUAUUUGCCAACCGCUACUACCUGCGUAAGCUGAACCUGGACGGCUCCAACUACACCCUCCUGAAGCAGGGCCUGAACAACGCAGUGGCCUUGGACUUUGACUACAGAGAACAGAUGAUCUACUGGACGGAUGUGACGACGCAGGGUAGCAUGAUCCGGCGCAUGCACAUCAAUGGCAGCAACGUGCAGGUGCUGCACCGGACCUCCCUCAGCAACCCGGAUGGCUUGGCUGUCGACUGGGUGGGUGGGAAUCUUUACUGGUGCGACAAGGGCAGAGACACCAUCGAAGUGUCCAGGCUGGACGGGGCCUUUCGGACGGUGCUUGUCAGCACGGGCCUGCGGGAGCCGCGUGCGGUGGCGGUGGACGUGCGUAAUGGGUACCUGUACUGGUCAGACUGGGGCGAUAAUCCCCACAUUGGGAGGAUCGGUAUGGACGGCAGCAACCGCAGCGUCAUCGUUCAGCAGCGCAUCACCUGGCCCAACGGCCUGACGCUAGACUUCAUCAACGACCGCAUCUAUUGGGCCGACGCGCGGGAGGAUUACAUCGAGUUCUCCAGCCUGGAUGGAACCAGCCGUCACACAGUACUGAGCCAGGACAUUCCCCACAUCUUUGCCAUGACCCUGUUUGAGGAAUAUAUCUACUGGACCGACUGGGAGACCAAGUCUAUCAACAGGGCUCACAAGACCAUGGGCACCAAUAAGACCAUGCUGAUCAGCACCCUCCACAGGCCCAUGGACAUCCACAUCUUCCACCCAUCCCGGCAGCCUGAGGUGACUAACCACCCAUGCCAGACCAACAACGGUGGCUGUUCCAACCUCUGCCUUCUGUCGCCGGGCGGCGGCUAUAAGUGCGCCUGCCCUACCAACUUCUACCUGGCCCACGACGGGCACCGCUGCAUGUCCAACUGCACAGCCAGCCAGUUUGUGUGUAAGAACGACAAGUGCAUCCCCUUCUGGUGGAAGUGUGACACUGAGGACGACUGCGGGGACCGGUCCGACGAGCCCGCCGACUGCCCCGAGUUCAAAUGCCGACCAGGCCAGUUCCAGUGUGGCACUGGGAUCUGCACCAACCCAGCCUACAUCUGUGAUGGAGACAACGACUGUCAGGACAACUCUGACGAGGCCAACUGCGACAUCCACGUUUGCCUGCCCAGCCAGUUCAAAUGCACCCAGCCCAGCCGCUGCAUCCCCGGAAUCUUCCGCUGCAACGGGCAGGACAACUGCGGGGAUGGCGAGGACGAGAAGGACUGCCCCGAGGUCACCUGCGCCCCCAACCAGUUCCAAUGCUCCAUCACCAAGCGCUGCAUCCCCCGCGUGUGGGUGUGCGACCGCGACAACGACUGCGUGGACGGCUCCGAUGAGCCCGCCAACUGCACCCAGAUGAUCUGCGGCGUGGACGAGUUCCGCUGUAAGGACUCGGGCCGUUGCAUUCCAGCGCGCUGGAAGUGUGAUGGAGAGGACGACUGUGGGGACUCCUCCGACGAGCCCAAGGAGGAGUGCGAUGAGCGGACCUGUGAGCCAUACCAAUUCCGCUGUAAAAACAACCGGUGCGUUCCGGGCCGCUGGCAGUGCGACUAUGACAACGACUGUGGUGACAACUCCGAUGAGGACAAGUGCGUUCCCCGCCAGUGCUCCGAAAGUGAAUUCGCCUGCACCAACGGCCGCUGCAUCGCUGGGAGGUGGAAGUGUGACGGAGACCACGACUGUGCUGACGGGUCCGAUGAGAACGGCUGUGACCUGAAAUGUGACAGCGACCAAUUCCAGUGUAAGAAUGGCCACUGCAUUCCCAUCCGGUGGCGCUGUGACGCUGACGCCGACUGCUUGGAUGGCAGUGACGAGGAGAAGUGUGACAGCGGAGUGGGUCGACACUGCCCCCUGGACGAAUUUCAGUGUAACAACACCCUGUGUAAGCCUCUGGCUUGGAAGUGUGAUGGCGAGGAUGACUGCGGGGACAACUCUGAUGAGAACCCAGAGGAGUGCAAAAAGUUCCACUGUCCGCCGUCCAGGCAGUUCCGGUGCCGAAAUGACCGCGUGUGCCUCUGGAUCGGCAAGCAGUGCAAUGGCGUUGACAACUGUGGGGACAACACGGAUGAGCUGAACUGCCAGGUCCCCUCGGGCACCCCCACCUGUGGGAAGGAUGAGGUCCAGUGCAGCAACGGUCAGUGCAUCAGCUCAAACCUGCGCUGCAACUUCUUCAAUGACUGCGAGGACUACGGCUCCGAUGAGAUCGACUGCAAGCGAGACACGCCGCUGAACAGCUGCCGCCACGGCGCCCAGUCAUGUGUGGACGAGGCGCACUGCGUCACCAACGGCAGCGACUCCUUCUGCACCUGUAAACCCGGCUUCCAGAAGGUCGGCAAGAACAGCUGUGAAGACAAAAAUGAAUGCAAGCAGUUCGGCCUGUGCUCCCACAUCUGCAACAACACGAAGGGCUCGUACAAGUGCACCUGCCACAAGCACUUCACCAAGAUCAACGACACGUGCAAAGCUGACAACUUAAACAGCAACGGACAGGUGCUCUACAUCGCCGACGACAAUGAGAUCCGUAGCCUGGACCCCAGCACGCCCAACUGGGUGUAUGAACAGACGUUCCAGGGUGAUGCCAAUGUCCGCAUCGACGCCAUGGACCUGCACGUCAAAUCCAAUAAGAUCUUCUGGACGAACUGGCACACGGGCCGCAUCUCCACCUAUGAGCUGCCCGCUUCAGGAUCCGCAUCCUCACCCAACUCGAACUCUCACCGCAACCGGAGACAGACUGACGCAGGUGUCACCGACCUGGAGAUCCCACAUCUAAAGAUGCCACGUGGCAUCGCAGUGGACUGGGUCGCCGGCAACCUCUAUUGGACUGACUCUGGCCGGGACGUGAUUGAGGUGGCCCAGAUCAACGGACGGCACCGCAAGACCCUCAUCUCCGGCAUGAUCGACGAGCCCUACGCCAUUGUGGUCGAUCCCCAAAGAGGGAAAAUGUACUGGGCAGACUGGGGAAAUCACCCAAAGAUUGAAACAGCAGCCAUGGAUGGGACUAUGAGAGAAACGCUGGUUCAGGACAGCAUCCAGUGGCCCACAGGAUUGGCUGUGGACUACUUCAACGAGCGACUCUACUGGGCCGACGCCAAGUUGUCCGUGAUUGGCAGCGUGCGGCUCAACGGCAGCGACCCCGUGGUGGCCGUCAGCGGCCUCAAGAACAACCUCCACCACCCCUUCAGCAUCGACAUCUUCGAGGACUAUAUCUACGGCGUCACCUACGUGAAUAACUUUGUGUUCCGGGUGAACAAGUUUGGCAAGGGGCCCAUGGAGAACCUCACCACGGCCAUCAACCAUGCCACUGACAUUGUUCUGUACCACCGCUACAAGCAGCCAGAGAUGACCAAUCCAUGUGACAGGAAGAAGUGCGAGUGGCUUUGUUUGCUGAGUCCCAGUGGUCCGGUUUGCACCUGUCCCAACGGGCACCAGCUGGACGAUGGCACUUGUGUGGAGGUCCCCUCCCCCACGCUCUCCCCUGCUCCGCCCUCUCCUGGCACCUGCACCCUGCAGUGUCUGAACGGCGGGCAGUGUUUCCUCAAUGCCCACAAGCAGCCCAAGUGCCGCUGUCAGCCCAUCUACCGCGGUGAGAAAUGCGAGGUGGAUCAGUGCCGAGACCAUUGUCAGAAUGGGGGCACUUGCACAGCCUCCGCCACAGGCUCCCCUGCCUGCCGCUGUAUCCCCGGCUUCACGGGCCCCGUGUGUAAUCUGCACACCUGCCAGGAAUACUGCCAAAGUGGCGGCAACUGCUCGGUCAGCCAGGGCAACCAGCCUAAGUGCCAGUGUCCCGUGGACUUCCUGGGCGACCAGUGCCAGUACCGUAAAUGUGACGGCCACUGUGAAAAUGGAGGCACGUGUCUACAGGUCUCCAGCGGCAGCAUUCAGUGUCGCUGCCCGCCACAGUACAACGGCGUGAACUGCGAGGUAGACAGGUGCCAUUACUGCAAGGACGGCAAGUGUAUCCCCACCAACAGCCACAAACCUACAGGAGAAGUCACCUGCAGGUGCCCCAACGGAAAGAUUCAGCCAAGUUGCUAUACGUGCAGCGAGUACUGUGUGAACGGGCAGUGUUCAGUGAACCCCCAGACACAGCUGCCCGAGUGCAGAUGUUUCUCAGGUUGGACCGGGCAGCGCUGCUCAGUAAAUACCUCCAUCAUAAACUCCCCUGACCCCAGCAGCCGAACUGCGUCGAUUGUCAUCCCAGUGCUUCUGCUGUUGCUCGUUGCCCUGCUGGUUGUUGGCGGCAUCUUGUGGUACCGGAAGAGAAUGAGUGGGUCUGUAAGGCCAGGCAAAUCCUGCUCCAGACGCUCGCGGGCCAAGGGCUUCCAGCACCAGAGGAUGACCAACGGUGCCCUCAAUGUGGAGAUCGGGAACCCGGCAUACAAGACCUACGAAGGGGAGCCUGACGAUGACGCCGGAGAGCUCCUGGACGCCGACUUCACCCUGGACCCAGACAAGCCCACCAACUUCACCAACCCCGUGUAUGCCACCCUCUACAUGGGCGCUCACAACAGCCGCAACUCGCUGGCCAGCACAGACGAGAAGAAGGAGCUUCUGUCUCGAGGGGAGGAGGACAUGGGAGACCCGCUGGCAUAGACUGAUCACCCCCCCCCCCCGCUCCC